This is a messenger RNA of Fusarium subglutinans, 1578 nucleotides long. Its product is annotated as heterokaryon incompatibility protein. Lineage: Eukaryota; Fungi; Ascomycota; Sordariomycetes; Hypocreales; Nectriaceae. Bases 1 to 1578 code for a protein of 525 amino acids. The record is from RefSeq and is a predicted model, not a curated record. The transcript is spliced from 2 exons.
AUGACCGAAAUUGCUGCGGAUGAGUCCAUGCUACCAGCUCUGGACUCUUUACAGUCCGAAAUCAGAAUUUUGGAGGUCGAAGCUGGAAUACAGGGUUCACCGAUACAAUGCAAGUUUCAUGUUAUAUCGUUGGAUAAUCCUGAGAUUCCAUAUGAAGCUCUUUCCUACACUUGGGGCACCAACGUCGCAAGCUUACAACCAACAGUAUAUGUGAGAGGCAAGGAAUUCGAUGUCACAGAAAGCCUCUAUGGCGCACUUCAAAGAUUACGGCUAGGCCAGCAAUCCAGAUACUUGUGGAUUGACGCGUUUUGCAUCAACCAAGCCGAUAACAAAGAAAAAACACAAGUCAGCAUGAUGUGCCGUAUAUACAGCCAGUGCACACAAUGUCUCAUCUGGCUGGGCCCCUUAGAGGAGAUUGCUUAUCGAGAUGGCCAAGCUGCUAUAGACUUUUUAUCUUGGCUGGCUGGUUCUCAGAAGAGGCCGAGAUGGUUCGAUGAUGAUUCGGCCGUGGAUGGUGCUGCAAUGGCCCUCAAAGCUUUCAUCAACGGUUCAUGGUGGGGACGGAUAUGGACCGUCCAAGAAGCCAUUCUGCCACAUCAAGCAAUAGUUUUCUGGGGACCCUAUGAAAUCUCAUGGGACUCGAUGCGCAAGGCCGCGAAUAGCUUCUUCGGAAGCAGUGCACCUAAAGUCCCAGGGGUAUUUUGGCAGAAUCGAAGCCUUGUCGACCUUCAGAGCGUGAUGAGAGGACUCGCCAUAACUCUACGAGAGCCGCUAUGUAAUUAUUCCUUUGACGUGCGAGAAGUUUAUGAGCGGACCACUAUCGGUCUUAUUGACACGAGCGGCGACUUAAUACCUCUGAUCGGCAGAGGAGGCGAAGGGUCAGAUAUUCCGGGUCUUGCCUCGUGGGCUGUGGAUUGGAACGGUGUUCAAGAUCAUUCUAGGCGAAGCACCUCCAACUUUUGGGACCACCGUCGUAUAUGGCAUGAUCUUGGAUACACGGCAGAUCGAGGACUUUUUGGCGUCAGCGAUGGUCUAAGAGUCGAGGAUGAGCGAGUUCUUCGCUUGCAGGGCCUUCGGGUUGAUCGAAUUUGUGUGGUCGAGAAUAAGUCCGAUGGCGUUACUGACUUGGACGAUGGAUCACUCGGCUCACUGUUUCUAUCUGCCGGCAGUCGUUGGGGUAGACUUAUCACAACCUUCCAACAACUGGCCCCCGAUCAGCUUCCAUCAAACUGGAUGGGUGCUUUCCUUGGACUGAUCACUGGAAAACUCAUCCCUCGAAAACCGGAUCAUGGAGACGACAUAAAGGUUUGGGCUCGGCAAAUAGUUCGUCCACAAGCACUCUUCAUCACUGACUCGGGUCUUUUUGGUCUUGGCCCCCGGCAUAUUCAACCAGGUCAGGAACUCUGGAUAAUUGGCGGUAGUAGACUUCCGGUUGUUCUUAGCCUUCAUCCCGACAGGGAAGGAAAUAAGUCUGGAACCGACUUUGCAUUUGUUGGAGAGUGCUUCUUACAUGGAAUAAUGACAGGAGAAGCAGUUGAAAACCGCCCAGGUCAGGCAAAAGAUAUCAGGCUUCAUUGA